Prorocentrum cordatum is the source of this 1323-nucleotide messenger RNA. The record is from the annotation of a GenBank genome assembly. NCBI's taxonomy places the organism in Eukaryota, Dinophyceae, Prorocentrales, Prorocentraceae.
GCCAUUUUGGCUCAAGUUUGCCUCCCCUCGUGCCGGUCGCCAUUUGCCUCCUGGCCGCCACUGGCCCCCGCUCCAGCCAGUCCGGGUGCCUGCCGCUUGGGAGGCGUGGCGCGGGAGGGCGGGGGCCGCUGCCCGUCCGAGGCGCUAGGCGGGCUUCUGGGCGGCGCGGAGGUGGCGGAGCAAAGGCGCGGCAUCCUCCCAGCGCCGGCGGCACUGCUCGAGGGGCGCUCUCCUUGGUGGCUGCCGAGGCGGAGCAGGGACGUGGCGCUUCACUCUCUUGCGCCGGGCAGCGCCGCCAUCGACACGGCGGGUGCGUCCAAUCUUCGGAAGGCUCAGCACGGGCCUCGACUCGAGUCCAGAAUCGGCGUCCUCGCGAAGCAUGCCGCGCCCUUCGUGCCUGGCGGCGGGUACUGGUGCGGGCUGGCCGACGUGGAUUCGUCGUUUCAUCACUUGGCGGAGGAGCCCAACUUUGUCGCGGGAGCAGCUUCCGGACAGCAGUGCGUCCCUCACUUCAUCGACGCAGCGGUGGGAACUCUGGCUGGCCUGCAGGUUUGGUUCCGUCAAUCCACAAGCAAGGCCUCUGGGAGCCAUUUUGCGAGUCCUGCGAUCCUGGCCCUUCCCAUCUCACGGUCGAGGAGCAGGAGGCGGAAAGGCUGUCUACGCAAGUCGCGCCCGCGCUGCGUCGAGGAGAGCCUGCGUGCUCCGAUGGGCCCUUGUUGGGGUGCGCUGCCAUGGUGCCACAUGAAGGGUUAUUGGUGCGCGCCGGCGUGGGCGCCUUUUCCGUCCAGCUGUGGUGGCACCGUCGUGGACGCGGAGUGCAAGACUGCCUCAGGCGAUGGUGAGGGCUUCCACAGCGUGUUCUUCAUGGUGGUGGCGUCCAUCUUUCCGGCUGCGAGGGGGGGCCAUCUGGAGACGUGCGCCGUCGUCCACGUGUUCCAGGCCAUCGACGCUUUCAUCAUCCCGUCCUUCGUGGGGCGCACGUGUGCCUGUUGUUUUGUCUUCAUCGCUGGGACCGACGGGUCGGACUCCGAAGCGCUCUGGUGCAGGGGUUGCGACGUGCUCAUCUGCUCCCGGUACUGGCCUCCGAAGCUCGAGCAGCGGCUCGCCGCUGCGAUGGAUACGAUGUGAAGUGCCUUCCCCGUGGGCUGCAUGGCCCUGGUGUGGGACCAUGGCCAGGAGCACUCGCUUUCCCUGUUCGGCAUCGUCGGCGUCAGCUCUGACCCCGCGUGCCUCGUCAAGUUCACGGGGCGCGCGUGCCUGGAGUUCAUCGUCUUCGGCGGGGUCGUGCACGGGAGGCGGGGAGGAGUGGUGCGGCGGCAGAAC